Molecule: messenger RNA, 5174 nt
Organism: Thunnus maccoyii (southern bluefin tuna)
Lineage: Eukaryota; Metazoa; Chordata; Actinopteri; Scombriformes; Scombridae
Product: glutamate receptor-interacting protein 2-like
Exons: 24
Coding region: 16-3273 (1085 amino acids)
Biological process (GO): neurotransmitter receptor transport, endosome to postsynaptic membrane
Molecular function (GO): protein binding
Source: RefSeq, a predicted model, not a curated record
GACUAAACUACAGCCAUGCUGUGUGGCCUGAGGAGAGAUACCAAGAACAGCAUUGAUGAAGGACCAUACUCAAAGGGGAGCAAAGAGUCCGGGGCAACUGACCAAUCAUAUUCCUCCCGGAGGCGCAGCCUUUCAGCAGAGGAGUACCGAGGAGUGACCACGGUGGACCUGAUGAAAAGGGAAGGCAGCAGCCUCGGCCUUACCAUCUCCGGAGGGUCCGAUAAGGACGGCAAGCCUAGAGUGUCAAACCUACGGCCAGGUGGGCUAGCUGCCAGGAGUGACCAGCUGAAUGUAGGAGACUACAUCAAGUCAGUGAAUGGCAUCAACCUGUCAAAGCUUCGCCACGAUGAGAUUAUCAGCCUGCUGAAGAACAUCGGGGAGCGAGUCGUGCUGGAGGUGGAGUACGAGUUGCCUCCGUUCGUCCAGACCCCGUCAGGAGUCAUAACAAAAACCAUAGAGGUGUGUUUACACAAGGAGGGAAACAGCUUUGGGUUUGUCAUGAGAGGGGGCUUUCAUGAGGACUGGCGCAGGUCUCGUCCUCUGGUGGUGACCUAUGUCAGGCCCGGGGGUCCGGCUGACAGAGAGGGCACUUUGAAGGCCAGCGACCGAGUAUUGAGCAUAGACGGGAUGCCUUUAAACAGAGAGAAGCACGCUGACGCUUUGACCAUGCUGAUGCAGAGCGGCCAGGAAGCUCUGUUCCUGAUUGAGUAUGACGUCUCUGUCAUGGAGGCAGUGCAGCAAGCCUCAGGCCCUCUGCUGGUGGAGAUAGUGAAAGGUCCCUCCGCCAGCCUGGGGAUCAGUCUCACCACAACGAUAUACAGGAGCAAACAAGUUAUUAUUAUUGACAAGAUAAAGGCAGCCAGCGUGGUCGAAAGGUGUGGAGCGCUGCACGUAGGUGACAUCCUUUUGUCUAUAGACGGGACCAGCACAGAGCACUGCUCUCUGAUGGAGGCCAUGCAGCUUCUUGGCAACACCUCUGAUGUUGUCAAACUGGAGAUUCUCCCGGCUAGUCAGAGCAGACUUCCUGUCAGGCCACAAGACACAGUAAAAGUGCAGAAGAGCAACCAUCAUCACUGGGAUCAAAGCAGCAACUACUGCCAUCCCCCACAUGCCAGCCACAGCAAGACAUGGAGCAGCCCAAGCCACCCACACAACCAGCAGGACCACUGCAAAUCUCUGGUGAGUGGUGGCUUCUCCCCUUCCUCCACAGCCACCUCAGGCUUCAGCAGCCAGGGUAGCAACACGCUGCCCUGCCCCGUCCCUCCGAUCGCUCCCACCAGCCCCCGCAGCUCGACUGGCAAGAGGAGGACCAGGAAGAAGGACCACAAAAGCUCAUUAUCUCUGGCAUCCAGUUCUGUUGGCCCAGGGGGGCAGGUUUUUCAUGUGGAAACAAGCGAAGUCGUCCUGAGGGGGGAUCCGCUCACAGGUUUUGGGAUCCAGCUGCAGGGGGGUGUCUUUGCUACAGAAACCCUGUCUGCUCCCCCAGUCGUCCGCUUUAUUGAGCCCGACAGCCCAGCUGAGAGGUGUGGACUGCUGCAGGUUGGAGACAGAUUAUUGUCCAUUAAUGGGAUCCCAACUGAAGAUGGCACUUUGGAGGAAGCCCAUCAGCUGCUCAGAGACUCUGCUCUGGCCAAUAAGGUCACAGUGGAGAUUGAGUUUGAUGUUGCAGAGUCUGUGGUUCCUAGCAGUGGCACCUUCCAUGUUAAACUACCGAAGCGGAGAGGAGUGGAGCUGGGCAUCACCAUCAGUGCAAGUAAGAAACCUGGCAAGCCCCUCAUCAUCUCUGACAUCAGAAAAGGAAGCAUAGCACACAGAACAGGCACUCUGGAGCCUGGAGACAGGCUGCUGGCCAUCGACAGUGUGCGCCUAGAGAACUGCACCAUGGAGGACGCUAUGCAUGUCUUGCAGCAGGCCGAGGACAUGGUCAAACUUCGGAUACAGAAAGAUGAGGACAAUAUUGAUGAGUUGGAGAUGUCAGGCUCUAUAAUCUACACAGUUGAGCUGAAGAGAUAUAACGGACCACUUGGCAUCACGAUUUCUGGUACAGAGGAGCCCUUUGACCCCAUCGUCAUUUCUGGCCUUACCAAGAAAGGCCUGGCAGAGAGGACUGGGGCCAUCCAUAUAGGAGACAGAGUCCUGGCCAUCAAUGGGGUCAGUCUAAAAGGAAAGCCGCUGAGCGAGGCCAUCCACCUCCUGCAGAUGGCUGGAGAGUCCGUCACCCUAAAGAUCAAGAAACAAGCCGACCAGUCCGACGGCCGACGGCGUCCGGAAAGAGAAGCUGGGUUUUUAAGUGACACAGAGGAUGAUCUGACAGACUCCCAGAAGACCAGUAAACACUCAGAAGUCUACUCUGCCACUGUGCCCAGUAUAGAUUCCGCAAUGAGCUCCUGGGACGGCUCAGGGUUCGAUGCGGGCUACGGUAGCCAAGGGACAUAUCUUCACAAAACGUCUGAUAUAUUACUCAAUCCAAAUGAGUGGAGGCGUACAAAGCACAGGAGCCAAACCAGUUCCAGCUCUGCAGGCCUAGUCCACCACACAGCGCUCUACGAUGGGAGAUUCACUGAGGAUGAGUGGGACAAGAUACCUAGAUUCGUCAGCCCCCCUCGUUGCCAUGGCACCCUGAACCAGGAAGACAGCUUCUGGUCCCAGGCCCUGCAGGACCUCGAAACCUGUGGCCAGUCAGAGAUUCUCAGGGAGCUGGAGGCAUCCAUGACAGGUAGCGCUCUAAGUCUGUACCUAGAGGAGACCAAGACCAAUGAGGACUCCAUGUUUCAGUCUGAAAUUAGUCCCAUCAAGAGGGAGGGAAUCCAUGUCGAGUCUAAGAACAAAAGCAACCUAAACAUGUCGACCGGCGCCAGAGACAUUGCAUCCCAGAGCAAAGGGGACCCCUCUGAUAUUAUGUCUCCUACGACCCUGGCACUGCACAAGGUGACUAUAAGGAAGGACCUUGAGAGCCAUGACUUUGGUUUCAGUGUAUCUGAUGGGCUUCUGGAGAAAGGGGUUUAUGUCAACAUGAUCCGACCAGAUGGCCCAGCUGACGAGGCGGGGUUAAAACCUUUCGACCGAAUUCUUCAGGUGAACCGUGUCAGGACCAGAGACUUGGACUGCUGUCUUACUGUGCCCCUAAUUAUGGAAGCAGGAGACAGCCUGGAUUUGGUCAUUAGCAGGAAUCCGCUGGCAACAGCAGAUACCGGGCUGCCUGACGACUGUGACGACCCCUCAAACUCACUGUUCUGCUUUUCUGAGCACAGGACCAACAGCAUCGCCCUGUGACCACAAAGAUGGACACUAGCUUUUGAAACACUGCUGCGCUGGGACCGCACACACACAUACGUCAUGCAUGGCUAAGUUUGUCACAUUGUACCACUCAGACCUUCACACUCAUGAACACCCUCUCACGUGCACAAACGCAGACUCACACAGCCACUCUCAAGGCCUGGAAGCAUCUCGCACUCACAAAGUUACAAGUGCAUGUGUUCACUAUUGCCGGUUUUAGUCACUGAGCUGCAUCAUAUUCACAUGAUGCAGCUCAUAGGAGGCUCUGGCUUCAGGGAAGCCCCCUCCCCUUCUCUCUCUAAAGGCAAAGCCACAUGUAGGGUUAUAUAACAGGGGAGUCAUAGCUUCUGACUGAGCAAGGAUGUCAACACAUGCAGCUCAGCUCUUGAGAGAGUCAAAUGCUGCACAUACACACUCUGCAUAAAUUUACCACCUCUUGCUUUAAUGGGCAUCAUGUUCUUAUUGAAAGAACACCAACCCCAUUGUGUUUUUCUUUUUGUUACACAAAAGACGCACACACACAGUUCUUUUAUAUGCAUGUAACACACGCACACACUGACACAGGGUGUUAGUGGACACAAGGUUCAAGGCACGUUGUGCUUAUUUAAGUUAUUUUCUUGGCUCACUGCCCUCAUUUCCAGUCUCUCCUCCAUACUGCCUGCCCCAGAGAAGGCACGGUGCCUCCAAAUAGACAGAAUCCUCACUGCCACUUGCCAAGUCUCAUUAACUAUAUGUUAAAGCUCCUUAUAUCUAAAUACCAUGAUUGCUUGUGAAGACACUCUACCUUUCUGUUUUAAAGUGGAUUGCCCUUGACAGAUAAAUAGUUUCUGAAUGGUUCAAGAGAGACUCUGGUGUUCAGUGCUAAAAUUGCAUUUUGAUUUUAAUUUCACAUUCUGCACAUGGGUCCUCGUAACACUGCGUUUGCACAUUUCUCUAUAAUGCUCUAAGAGGUCACUUUUUUAAGUUUCACUUUCCCAGUGUGAACCUGAGUCUUUGUAUGUGACACUCCACCAGAAAAAGUGAUGGGUUGGGGUUUUUUUUGUCUGAAACUGAUGCUUCUUCAAGUAAUUCACAUCCCCUCUGAAAAUGGAGGAUGAAAUGCCUUUUCAGUUUUCAGUGAUGAAUGAUUUUCUUGUUUUAACUCCACAUUUGACUGGAUUGAUAAUCAGUUUGUUCCUCUCUACAGUAGCUGUUUUUCUACCAUUAUCUAUAAGCAUGUUAAGCAUGCAUAGGGGUUGUCCUCAAGCCAGUAGCUCUUCCUAAAUAAUAAAAAAAUAUAUAUUGGGACAAUCUCUCUCUCUGCUCUAGGAUGAUCAUUGUGAGCGUGUUCCCUUUUUUUUUAUCAUGACAUUGUGUUUUUAUAGAGCUUUUGUGUUACAAAUCUGGCCUGCUGAUCCAGCUGCCUCAGUGGAAAUAAGAAACAUUUGCUUCAUUUCAUUUGUUGGCUGAUGUGAAGAUGUGUGAUAGUAAAACUGUCCCAUUUAGAGCAGCCUUACAGACUGAUAAAUCCUUGGGAUGGUAACUUUUUUCAGUCCAACUCAUGACUCAUGUCUUCUAUCAAAUCUCAUGUUGUAUACAGAGGCCUAUUUUUAAGGUUUUAUAUUGACUGUAUUGUACCUUUAUUUUAUUGUAUAAUGUCUCUUGGUAUGCUGUGCUUUCUUUUUAUUUACAGUACAUGUACAUACAGUAUAUGAUCUUUAUGUAAGCUGUGAUACUGAAUGUGGCUGCACAUUUUUUGGUUGAUUUCCACAUCAUCCCUGAUGUAACCGUGAACAUGUCAGGAAUCCGUCGAAAGGAACUUGAAAGAUUUAUUGGAUAUUAUUUUAUUUUUGUUAUUUAAUUUAUUAUAAACUAAGAAAAUGUAUUUCUUUUUAUGAGAAUAAAGUUAUGAAACCAUA